UCUUUGCUCCAUGGUUCUUUGAGGACUCAAAUGUCAAAAUUGUGAUGUCAAAAGCCUAGUGUUCAAGGAUUGAACUUCAAUCCUUUUUCUAUGGUUCAAAGCUUUAUAAUCUGUGCCAGGGUUUGUUCUGUGAAAAGAAAAGAAAAUUGUUAAUUUUUGGCUUGAAACCAAAGUUGAGGAAGAAGAAAAUAUUAAUUUUUGUAAAUCUUUCUAUUUUACAUAUUUAGUGUUUACAAUGUAAACUUUACAUGCCUGCUUUUUUAAAAAGUGGAAAUUAGGUAUCCUUUUAAGACUAAAUAAUAAAGUUAAGAAAUAAUAAGGUUAUGUUUCCUAAUAAUUUAUACAGACAUUAUGAUUGGAGAAAGAUUGCAAAAAAAUUUAGAAGGAAAAGAAUAAGGCAGUCUAUAGCAAAAAAAAGGGAUGAACUUCUUGAAAAAGAGCAAAAUGAGCAAAAUAAAUCUCCGACAUAUCAGGCUUGGUUGGAAGAGGAGGCAAAAAGAAAACAAUUUGAAAUUGAAGAGGAAAAUAGAAUAAGACGAGAACAAGAAGACAAUUGGUGUAGAAUUGAAGUUGAAGCCCAAAGACAAUGGAGAGCAUUACAAGUAAAAUUAGCUGAAGCAAGGGAAGAAAGAGCUAAACAAAAUGCAAAAAUUAAGCUAGAAUGGGAACAGGAACAAAAAAAAUUACAAGAACUAAAGGAACAAAAAGAAAAGGAACUGCUUGAAAAGAAAAAAUUACAAGAGCAGCAAACUAAAGAAAUUGAUGAUUUUUUGAUUUCUGGAGGAGAAACUCCAGAGCAUCUUAAAGUGACCCUUGAAACAAAUCCAAAUAAACCCAUAUGUCCAUUUUUUCAAAAAACAUCUGCGUGCAGGUUUUUCGAUGCCUGCUCCAGAAACCACAUAAGGCCUGGGGUAAGCCACAUAAUUGUAAUUCCCAAUUUUUACACACAUUACAGUCUUGAAAAAACAUCAGAAAAUGAACAUGGCAGUGAUAAUAGUUUAGAAUUUGAAAAGCAUGAAACUUAUAACCAUUUCAAAGAGUUUUUUUAUGAUGUCGUAUAUGAAAUGGAAAAAUAUGGAAGAAUAUUGAUUUUUCAUGUUUGCUGUAAUCAUGAGUCCCACCUAAGAGGUAAUGUUUUUGUGGAAUAUGAAACUACAAGAUCUGCUUUAAAAAGCUUUAAAACCUUCAAUGGUAGAUGGUAUGGAGGAAAGCAAUUAAAUGUUGAGUUUUGUGCUUUCGAGUCUUGGAAAAAGGCCAUUUGUGGUCUACAUUUUUCAAACAGAUGUCCCAAAGGAAGUGCAUGUAAUUUUCUUCAUGUCUUUAGAAAUCCCAAAAAUUUGUAUAGUUAUGAUUUUUUCAAAAGGGAACAAGAAAAAACUGACAAUGAAUUAAACAAAAAAAAAUAUUGGAGAUGGUCGGAAUCACCAGAAAGAAUAACAGAUCCCAAUAAACAUUCCAGUAAAAGAUCUAGGUCUAGGAAAAUAAGACAUUCUAGAUCAAGAAGUAGACGAAAAAGAUCUAGGUCUAGGAGUACUAAAAGUAGAUCAUCCAGAAGUUAUAGAAGCAAUAGCUCUAAAAGAAGAUCCUAAAUGUGUAACACUGCAACAAAAAAUUAGCUGGGUUUGGACCAGUACCUAUUAAAAAAAAUGAAUUAUG
Brassicogethes aeneus is the source of this 1656-nucleotide messenger RNA. NCBI's taxonomy places the organism in Eukaryota, Metazoa, Arthropoda, Insecta, Coleoptera, Nitidulidae. The record is from the annotation of a GenBank genome assembly.